CAAGGGGCCCCCCCGCGAUGUCCCCUCGGCCCCGCAGUGUUUGCCCAGCCGGAGGGGGCGGGGGCUGCGGGGGGAUAUAAACGGGGCCGAGGGGCGACCCUAAAACUGAACACGCACCUGAACAGCGAUGAGAGCCCCCCUGGUCGCCCUCCUGCUCCUGCUCUGUGUCCACCUCGGGGCCGCCCUGGUCCGACGGGAGGCCCCCGAGGGUGACACCCCCGAAGCUGCCCCCGAAACCACCGACUUCUUCAGCCGCCACUUCCAGUCCCUGAGCGACUUCAUGACCCGGGAGCUGCCCCAGAAGCUGCAGGCGGAGCAGCUCCGCAGCCAGGCCGAGCAGUACCUGGACAGGGCCAACAAGCAGCUGGCACCGCUGGCACAGGAGCUGAAGAGCAACGUCCUCGGGCUCUUCUCGUCCCUGCUGGACCUGGGCAAGAGCGAGGGGCAGGCCUGAGGGCCAAGACCACCGGGCAUGAACCCCCAAGGAGACGCUGAGCCCGUUGUGGGACCCCCAAUAAAGCCCUGAGCCCGUAAAUGGGACCCCCGAAUACAUCACUGAACCCUUUGGGCAACGGACCCCCAAUAAAGCCCUGAGCCCACCACUGUGGCACUGUGCCCCCUAAUAAAAGCCUGAGCCCCUCGUGGUGGGAUUGGACCCCCC
This is a messenger RNA of Chiroxiphia lanceolata (lance-tailed manakin), 661 nucleotides long. Its product is annotated as apolipoprotein A-II-like. Bases 128 to 454 code for a protein of 108 amino acids. Gene Ontology annotation, biological process: lipoprotein metabolic process; lipid transport. Gene Ontology annotation, cellular component: extracellular region. The record is from RefSeq and is a predicted model, not a curated record. Gene Ontology annotation, molecular function: lipid binding. The transcript has 3 exons. NCBI's taxonomy places the organism in Eukaryota, Metazoa, Chordata, Aves, Passeriformes, Pipridae.